GUGUCUUAGAUUCCUCUCUUUGCACCCCUACACACACUUUCUCUCUCUUCCUUCCGUGCACAACGCACAACAACGUAUCAUAUAAUUAAUCUACCAUUCCAUUCAAGACUGUAACUUUAUAUUAUUAUUCUCCCUCACGCAUUUGCAAUCAUUAUGAACAACUCUACGUCUCUCUCUAUAAAUCCCUCUCUCACUCCUCCUUUUCGUUUACCUGCCACACAAACAACAACCCUAUCUUCUUCUUUUUCCACUUUCCCUCAGAACUCUCUUAGAUUUAGCUGUUUCCAAUCGUUUCGACCAAAACCCAUUAACCCCUUUUGCAGAAAAGCAAGAUUGUGCUCUCUGCAAGGGUCAACGAGUGUGAAAAGCAGAAAAAGUUUGGUGCUUUGUGCUACCAACAUGACUAUAGCAGAGGAUAGUUUGUUGCAGGUGGUGGAGGAGGAAGAGGGUCCUCCUGAUUUUGCUUUGCUUGAUCCUGAGGACAAUUCUAGGCCUCGUAGAAUUGCUCUCUUCGUUGAGCCUUCUCCUUUUGCAUAUGUCUCAGGAUACAAAAACCGUUUCCAGAAUUUUAUAAAAUACCUUCGUGAAAUGGGAGAUGAGGUGAUGGUCGUGACAACACAUGAAGGAGUACCCAAGGAAUUUUAUGGAGCCAAAUUAAUUGGAUCCCGAAGCUUCCCUUGUCCCUGGUAUCAAAAGGUACCCCUCUCUUUGGCACUUAGUCCAAGAAUAAUUUCUGCUGUUGCUGAGUUUAAGCCUGACAUAAUACAUGCAUCAUCACCAGGCAUAAUGGUUUUUGGUGCCCUUAUCAUUGCAAAGCUUCUGAGUGUUCCUAUUGUCAUGUCCUAUCACACCCACGUACCAGUAUACAUUCCAAGAUACACCUUUAGCUGGCUGGUGCAACCCAUGUGGUGGGUCAUAAAAUUUCUGCAUAGAGCAGCUGAUCUUACACUGGUGCCAUCAGCUGCCAUUGCAAAAGAUCUUGAAGAAGCUAGAGUAACAGCAGCGAACAAGAUUUGUCUUUGGAACAAGGGUGUUGAUUCUGAAAGUUUCCAUCCGCGAUUCAAGUCCCAUGAAAUGCGAUUAAGACUGAGCAAUGGUGAACCUGAGAAGCCCUUGAUAGUUCAUGUUGGACGGCUUGGAGUUGAGAAGAGUUUAGAUUUUCUCAAAAGUCUCAUGGAUAGGCUUCCUGAAGCACGAAUUGCCUUUAUCGGAGAUGGACCUUACAGAGAGGAACUAGAGAAAAUGUUUGAAGGCAUGCCAGCAGUGUUCACAGGAAUGUUAGGAGGGGAAGAACUAUCUCAAGCCUAUGCAAGUGGAGAUGUCUUUGUGAUGCCGUCAGAGUCAGAGACACUUGGCCUUGUUGUUCUGGAGGCCAUGUCAUCAGGAAUCCCUGUGGUGGGAGCGCGUGCCGGUGGCAUUCCAGACAUAAUUCCAGAAGACCAAGAUGGCAAAAUUGGUUACCUCUAUACACCAGGUGAUCUUGAAGAUUGCCUGAGCAAACUAAAGCCGCUUUUGGAUGACAAAGAGUUGAGAGAAACCAUGGGAGAAGCUGCACGUUUGGAGAUGGAGAAGUAUGAUUGGAGAGCAGCCACUCAGAAGAUUCGCAAUGAAAACUACAAUGCUGCCAUUUGGUUCUGGCGCAAGAAAAGGGCUCAACUCUUGAGACCCUUUCAAUGGUUGGCUCAACGUAUUUUCCAUUCUCCAGAUCCAGAAGCCAACACAUAGCGUGGUGAUUGAUGCAAAGCAAAUGCUUCUUUUGAGCUUUGGAUGGUUCUUUGAAUUGUUCAUUGCUUUGGCUUUAAGGAAGCCUAUUAUGGGACAUAAGUGUGGUUGGUUGUGUAAUGCAUUCAUUUGAUUGAUGUAUAUAAUAAUGGGACAAAAAUUAUGGAUUGUGCCAUUGUAGAGUGGAUUAAUUAGAGUUGAAUGUCAAUUCAUGAUGAUGUAUUGGAUAGUGUAAGAUAAAUUGUCCAAUCAGUAACGGGAGAAUCCAUUCAUAUUUUACAACCCAGAUAUGCAAUAGCAUAGUAGAAAACUAGUCAUUAAAAGUAAAAAAAAAUUGGCCCUUAAGAGGAUCCGAGAUAGAGAUCAAAACAUUGUAAAUCUGUGUCCAAGUAUAAUUUUCAUUACUUUGAGCUCUUUUUCGGUUUUGUUUUGUCUUGUAAGAAGCAAUUUGGCCCAUCUAAUCACAACCUUUAUUUGGUCUUCA
Glycine soja is the source of this 2206-nucleotide messenger RNA. Its product is annotated as sulfoquinovosyl transferase SQD2-like. The transcript is spliced from 11 exons. Gene Ontology annotation, molecular function: UDP-sulfoquinovose:DAG sulfoquinovosyltransferase activity. Bases 154 to 1725 code for a protein of 523 amino acids. Lineage: Eukaryota; Viridiplantae; Streptophyta; Magnoliopsida; Fabales; Fabaceae. Gene Ontology annotation, cellular component: chloroplast envelope. The record is from RefSeq and is a predicted model, not a curated record. Gene Ontology annotation, biological process: glycolipid biosynthetic process; sulfolipid biosynthetic process.